AUGGCAGCGUUCAGAGCAAGAUUAAAAGAAUUCGAUGAGCUGUUUGAACAGGAUGAGCUUGAUUUGAAAAAGGUCCGCCGGAUGAGUUUUUAUGGCUGUCCGGACGCUGGAGGUAUCCGAGCCAAAUGUUGGAAACUCCUUCUAAAUUACUUGCCAUCAUCAAAGAAGGAAUGGCCUACAGUGCUGGAAAAACAGAGGACUCUGUACAAGCAUUUCAUUGACGAAAUGAUCGUCCAGCCUGGGUCAAACUAUGAUAGCACAAACACUGAGGCCAUUGUUGAUCAUCCUCUCAAUCCGAACCCAGACAGCCAGUGGGUCGCUUACUUCAAAGACAAUGAGAUGCUGAUGCAGAUCGAUAAAGAUUGUCGGCGUCUCUGCCCAGACUUGUCCUUCUUCCAACAACCGACAGAGUAUCCUUGCCCCGAGUUGAUGUGCUCUGCUGGCGGCUUUGAAAAUCUACGAACUCGUGUCGAACACUCGGUGCUAAAAUCUGAAACUGUCAGUAGAAGUCGGUUUGGCAUCACAAAUAUGAUACCCAAGAAAAAACGAAGCAACACUGAUGAAUACGCGACGUUACCAGAAGGACAAGAGGCUCAUUGGGAAGUGUGUGAGAGGAUCUUGUUCAUUUAUGCCAAGUUGAAUCCUGGACAAGGCUAUGUGCAGGGUAUGAACGAAAUAGUCGGCCCAAUCUACUAUGUUUUCUCAACAGAUACUAAUCUAGAAUGGCGAGAGCAUGCAGAAGCCGAUUGCUUCUUCUGUUUCACCAGCCUUAUGUCAGAAAUCAGGGACAACUUCAUCAAAUCAUUAGACGACUCAGAACAUGGAAUAGGAAGUUUGAUGAAUCGUUUAAUGGAAACAGUCAAAGCCAAAGAUGUGCGAUUACACUGCCGAAUCCUGGAACAAAACUUAAGACCAGAAUUUUACGCGUUCAGAUGGCUUACGUUACUUCUGUCUCAAGAAUUCCCCCUUCCAGAUGUCCUCCGUCUCUGGGACUCAUUAUUUGCUGAUGAAGAUCGUUAUGAACUGCUUGUCUGUAUCUGCUGUGCUAUGUUAAUACUCGUUCGAACACAAUUAUUGGACAGUGAUUUCCCUGCUAUGAUGAAACUCGUCCAGACUUACCCCGUAAGUGAUAUCCAGAAAGUCAUAUCCAAAGCUGCCGAGAUUGCUGGGAGGUAGCAAUAACUGUCUCCAAAGUUUUAUACCAGGUUAAAAGUGUAUGUGUUAUGGUCGCCCACCAAGGAAUAAAUCGGGUUUGGAGGCUGCUGCUGAACUCCAUGUUUAAAACUUUACGAAUGCUUCUAAAAAUAAACGAUUCUAGAUGUUCAUCAAAUUGUUUUAAUGUCCGCAGCUUGCUGUCUCUGCUCAGGCAUUCAGUACUCAGUGCCAGAUAUACACUAUAGAUGGGUUCAAGUUUGGGUGGAGUGAAGUUGUGACUGUCUCUUUCAGCCGAAGCCAUGAUCAGAUAAAACUCAAUGUUAAACUGUGAUACGGACCAAUUUUCAGAUAGUGAAUUUCUCAUUUCAUGCAGAGAUUUUGCCUCCCCUGGGAAUAGCUGCAUAAUCGGGUUUUAAACCGGUAUUUAUUUGAGAAUACCUGCUGAGAGUCGAGUGUAUAAUACCCCAUGGGAGGCUGCACCAGGGACACAAUGAAACUGAUCUAAUUGGCAGGUCAUGUGACAAUGACUUGUGGCUGUUCCAGGAGGUGAACACACCCAUUAUGGUCUGGCUUUCUUCUUCACCAUUAUAGACAGACAAUCGGCCAUUUCUACUAACAGGGUUAGUGUCUGAAUUGAAUAUUACAGGACAUUUUAACAUUUAAAUGUAUAAUGUCCUAAUUUGUUCCGAAGGCAAGAAAUUUUAGUUAAAGUAGUGGUUUAAAAUAGUUUGUAUUCAUCUUUAAAAUUACGAAUUUAGGAACGAAAUGAUUUUCAAAAGUUUUCCCCGAUGUCUAAAAAGACUUGAAAAUCAAUCUGAUGUUUGCCACAACUAAAUAAGCAGAGGGAAAAAUUGUAUUAAAUUGUUUUCCAACAUGUUAUCAAUGUGAUUCUAUCCAACACACAAAACAUGAUUUAAUCCCGAGAUUUGAUUUGGAAACUUUGGUCUCUUUUCGUAGUUUAUGACAUUUGUAAAUUGCCCUUGCCAAUUACAGGUCGAAACCUCGUUUUUCAUUUAAAUCUUGUCAGGAAUGAAAAAUAGUGCUCUGAUUGGACCCUAGAAAAUAACAUAAUUUUGUUGCAGAGGAUGUGAACAUUGGUGAAUGUCACAGCCAUAUCUUGGGUGUGAGUGUUGGGGGGGG
This is a messenger RNA of Lineus longissimus, 2295 nucleotides long. RefSeq names its product TBC1 domain family member 13-like. NCBI's taxonomy places the organism in Eukaryota, Metazoa, Nemertea, Pilidiophora, Heteronemertea, Lineidae. The record is from RefSeq and is a predicted model, not a curated record. Gene Ontology annotation, biological process: activation of GTPase activity; intracellular protein transport. Gene Ontology annotation, molecular function: GTPase activator activity. The transcript has 14 exons. The coding region runs from base 1 to 1176 and encodes 391 amino acids.